AAAGGAAACCCAAUAUUUUGAUUCAAAGCCAUUGCAAUGGACUUACUGUCGGCCGCGUUGGACGAGUCCGGGCUCGACCUCAACGACCUCACCGCUCAGGUGAUACCCGAAGAGGCGCCAAGACUUCCAGUCCUUCACCACAACAACAACAAUGUGGUUAAGACACCCAUUCAGGCCUUCUAUGGGAACCAUAUGAUGAACAAAAACGGCAACAAGAUCUCAGUCACCACUUACUCGCUGACGAACCCAAACGCCGCCAAAACGCAGACUUUUGACAUCAAUUUUCCCGUUCAGACGGCGACCGCCAGAUUCGCGCCGCCAAUGGUUCCAUCGGUUUCAUUCUUACCACAAAACAAUCAAAACCUAUCAUUACUUAAGAGGAAUGCACCGCAAGUGCCACCACUUGGAGCCGAUUGGAGCGAAGAGGAGAAACUGGACGCCGAAGAGGAAGAGUUGGCAAUCGUUCACACAUUCAAUGAUUACAUGCCAUCGAAACUGCGGAUUGGUAUCAAACAUCCGGAUCCUGUGGUGGAGACGGCGUCGCUGUCCAGUGUUUUGCCGCCAGACGUCUACUAUAGGCUUAAUAUACCCGAAGAGGUGAUAGACGAGGGAAAGCUGUCGGCCCUUCAGUUGGAGUCCAUAAUCUAUGCGUCACAACAACACGACAACUUCCUCGCCGACGGCUCCAGAGCUGGCUUUUUGGUGGGCGACGGCGCCGGUGUGGGAAAGGGACGCACAAUAGCCGGCAUUAUAUACGAAAACUACUUGAAGGGACGGAAGCGAUCGGUUUGGCUGAGCGUUAGCACUGAUCUUAAAUACGACGCCGAAAGGGAUCUCUACGACAUCGGCGCCAAUAAACUAGAAGUCUUUCUACUCAAUAAAUUUAAAUACGGCUAUAAAUUACACUCUCAAGAGAACGAUAACGUGAAACGCGGAGUCAUUUUUGCCACUUAUAGCUCAUUAAUCAGUGAAUCGACAACAGUUUCCGGCAAAUAUAGCAGUCGUUUCGGUCAACUCGUCCAAUGGUGUGGCGAAGACUUCGAGGGAGUCAUUGUGUUCGAUGAGUGCCAUAAAGCAAAGAAUUUGUUCCCCUCUUCUGGCUCUGGAAAGCCUACGAAAACAGGUCUCGCAGUACUGGAACUGCAAAAUAAAUUGCCAAAAGCGAGAAUAGUGUACGCGUCAGCUACCGGUGCUUCGGAACCAAAAAACAUGGGUUAUAUGACUCGGUUAGGUGUGUGGGGUAAAGGAACUCCGUUUGAAGAUUUUGGACAAUUUGUGUCAACGGUUGAGAAGAGAGGUGUGGGUGCCAUGGAAUUGGUUGCCAUUGACAUUAAGAUGCGGGGCAUGUAUAUGGCCCGACAGCUCAGCUUUCAAGGCGUCCAGUUCCGCAUCGAAGAGGUGCCGCUCAGCAAAGAGUUCAUCAAAUUAUACAACAAAUGCACGGAUCUGUGGGUCAGUGCGAAACUCAAGUUUGACAAAGCGUUGGAACUCAUGGAGAGUGACAACGGAAUCAAGAAGACUAUUUGGACUCAAUUCUGGGCAUCCCAUCAGCGCUUCUUUAAAUACCUGUGCAUCGCAUCCAAAGUGAAGUUUGCCGUCAGUUUCGUGAAAGAAGCGCUGCGCGACAACAAAUCCGUUGUGAUUGGUCUCCAGUCAACCGGUGAGGCCCGCACUCUGGAACAACUCGAAGAGAAUGGCGGUGAACUCAAUGACUUUGUCUCGACGUCGAAAGCUGUUUUUCAGUCGCUGAUUGAGAAGCACUUCCCGGCGCCCAAUAGGAAGAAGUUGUUGCGACUUCUGGGCCGCGACACCAGUUUUUUCGACGAUUUAGGUAUUACUUUAAAACGUAAUUCAAAGGACGAGAUCGUGGCCGCCGUCAGCAAUAACUCGAUGCCGUCGUCGAGUAGAGCGAAGAGUCACUCGAGCGAUGAUUCCUCGUCUGAGAGCGACAAUCAAAGUGAUAGCGAUUUGAAUGAUUCAGACAGUGAUGAUGAAAGUGAUGACGAUUUAAGUCUUUCAGACGAGGACUUCAGUGGAGACGACCUCUCGGACAAUAAGAGUCGGAAACGAAAGUCUAAUUUUCUCGAUAUUUUUCUCAAUAGUAAACCAAAAAAGCCUAAAAAAUCUAAAAAAGUUAAAAAACCCGUAAAAGUGAAGAAACUAAAGAAAAAGAGGCCUAAAAUUGAGGACCAAAUAAAGGAACUGAACGUUAACUUCAAGUCAGAAGACGCGGGAGACUAUUGCGCCAAAAUGAGAGACGAAUUGUUGGAACAAUUGGAGAGAAUUGGCGACAAACUGCCGGCCAAUACAUUAGACGAGUUGAUUGAUGAGUUGGGCGGACCCGACAAUGUGGCGGAAAUGACCGGAAGGAAGGGUCGGAUUGUGAGCACAGAAGACGGCAUACAAUACGAAACCAGAUCUGAGAACGACGUCUCAUUAGAAAUGCUUAAUUUGGUUGAAAAGCAACGGUUUAUGGACGACGAGAAACGGGUGGCCAUCAUCUCAGAGGCGGCCAGUUCUGGCAUAUCCUUGCAUUCGGACAAAAGGGCUAAAAACAAGUGGCGAAGGGUUCACAUCACUGUUGAGCUGCCCUGGAGUGCCGACAGAGCCAUUCAACAGUUUGGUCGCACCCACCGCUCCAACCAGACGAGUGCACCCGAGUAUGUGUUCCUUAUCUCAGAACUUGCGGGAGAGAAGAGGUUUGCGUCUAUAGUAGCCAAACGUCUGGAAAGUCUGGGCGCUCUCACUCACGGCGAUCGACGUGCGGCUGAGACUCGAGAUCUGAGCCAAUAUAACAUAGACAACCGAUACGGACGACUGGCUCUCGAGAUAAUCAUGAAAUCUAUCGUUAAGCUCGAAGAGCCUGUGGUGAGCCCUCCAGAGGGCUAUAGCGGAGACUUUUUUGAUGACUGCCGACAAGGGUUGGCAGGCGUUGGACUCAUUCAUUUGGACGGUAAUGGGAUUCCAACACUCGAUAAAGAUUAUUCACAAAUGACUAAAUUUCUGAAUCGUUUGUUGGGUUUAAACGUUGAGCUCCAGAACUCGUUGUUUAAGUAUUUUAGUGAUACGAUGGAAGCUGUGAUAAAAGACGCCAAACGCACCGGUCGUUACGAUUCUGGCAUUAUUGAUUUAAGCUCUGAUGUGGGAAAUGUGCAGCGAAUAGAUGGGACCGACUAUUUCCUCAAGUCAUCGUCCGGUGCCAUUAAGAUUCAAUUACACAAAGUUUCUAUCGAUCGUGGGUUGGCUUGGGAUCAGGCGCUCACCUCUUUUAAUAAGUCAAUCUCUGAAUAUAUGAACGACACGAAAGACUUCGGAUUCUUCAUCUCCACUGCCAAUAAGAAGGAUGUGUUUCUGGCGAUUCCCGACUCUACUAAUCGGAACACAUUUAAGAAGAUUUUCCGAAUCUAUAAACCGAACUCUGGAUUAUUGCCGAAAACUGAGACACUUUCGGGUCUCAGAGAGAAGGGAACCAAAGCUAAGUCUGAAGAAGUGGAGAGCAUUUGGAAGGAGAGGUACGAGAUGUCGGUCAGUAACUGCACGCAUUGGCAACUGCACGGCAAGUGCAAGCGCUCCAACUGCGAGGUUGGUCUCAGGCAACGCCACUACUGUAUUCUGAGCGGAGCCGUACUUACCGUAUGGCCUGAGCUCGAGAAAGCCAUUCCAUACCUACAGUCCCAUAAACUGCAAAUCGUUCGCCUCCGCACUGAUGACGGCAACAAAUUCAUUGGACCAAUGGUUCCGCCCGCGUAUGUCGGAGUAGUCAAACAAACGUUACAACAGUUACAGAGCACUGGCAUUCAAUUCCAGUCCACUCUCAAGCCAUCAACAACUCUAUAGACUUUAAAUAAAUGCAUC
This is a messenger RNA of Oppiella nova, 3855 nucleotides long. The record is from the annotation of a GenBank genome assembly. NCBI's taxonomy places the organism in Eukaryota, Metazoa, Arthropoda, Arachnida, Sarcoptiformes, Oppiidae.